UUUUUUUUUUUAAUUGUUGAUUCUCUACAUUUUUCGAACAAUGUGACAGUAUCUUUGGCUUAGCAGCUACUGGUUUUCCCCCCUAGGCAGUGGGAGGAUUUUUGUGUGAGGUGGUAGAGAAGUGCGGGUGCUUUUCUGAGGCUGAGGACUUAAUUGCAGGUCAGAAGCAUUCUGCAAGGGAAACAAAAAUUAAGUGGGCCAUGCAGGUGCAAAGAGGGGCUUUUAGAGUGGGGCGAAUUGGUGCUGGAAAGUGAACGCGAGGGUUGCUUUCUUGGGCUGCAGGGAAGUAGAUCAUUGUUCUGCGUGUCUCCUUGUCUUUCGUAGAUUGAGCCUCGUGUCAUCCCUUGACUCUGGUUUUGUCAUCUUUUUUUGCUUUCGGUUCGUAGGACUGCUGCCUUUGAGAAGGGACCUGUUCUGUGGCUGCGCGGUGUGCAGGCUGCUGGGCUUCCUUCCCAUACAGCGUCUUAGGUUUCUGUAGGCAUUUGUGUUAUGCUUCUUUAUUUUCGAAUUUUCUAAAUGUAGCCUUCCAUGCAAUGCCUCUCAUUUCCCCCCGCGUUGAUUAACUUCUCCACGUUGCCUUUUUCUAGGGUUUUUCCUGGGGUUAGUUUUCCCACUAUCUUGGAGAGAAUGGGUUGGAGAAGCUUUGUGUUUGAGAGGUCUUCAGAAGUCAUGGAAAACAUAGAUGAUGAAAAACUUGCAUGGAUUUCAAUUGUUUUGCGCAAAAUAAAGUUUUCAAAAACUACUUGAGAGACAGAGCUUCCUGACAUAGACAGAUGUUGCAUUUGCUGGUUUGCUCCCCAAAGGACAACAGCAGCUGGGGCAGGGCCAGGCCAAAGCCAUGGGCAUGAAACUAAAUCCGAGUCUCCCGGAUGGGUUUCAGGGACCCAAGUGCUUGAGCCAUCACCUGCUGCCUCCCAGGGUGCGCAUUAGCAAGGAGCUGGAACUGGAAACAGGAAUUGCUGAGACUGGAACCAGGCAUUCCCAUACGGGAUGUGGGUGUCAAAAAUAUGUCCCUAAAUUUUCAUUUUACUUUUCUGUGAACAUUUGGAAGUACCCUUGUAUUGCAGGAGAAAGAAUCAGAGUAUGUAUAGUCAAUAACUGUUAACUGGAAAAGCUGGGACUUGUGGGUUCUUCAGUCGUGCUGGGGUUUAGAUAAGUUGAGAGAAUGGAAUGUGGUGAGAGGUGUGGGGUUGUUAACACAUGAGAAGGGCUUGGGAGAGAAAACAGAAGUUCAGUACAGGAGAUUGGAUAGGGAAAGCCAGCAGUUGGACUUUAAUAAAAGUGAGAUAUGGAGUGAGAAGAUUUUUUAAGUUCAGAACAAGGAAUCUAGAGAAAUUAUGGAGACAAUAGAAAUAAAAGACGCUGCUGUGUUUAAAUAGAGCAUUGUGUUAAAGACAUGAUGUGUAACAGGAGCUAGUGAGCCUUGGAGGAGCUGCGAAGCAUAUGGUAAAUACUAUUAGGAAGGAAAUUGAAGAAGUAAACUAAGAAGAUAGUUGAUGGGAGCUGUAAAUAUUUGGGAUCAAGAAGAUGGCUCUUUCCCUGGGGGGUGAAGUGGAGUAAGAUGAUGUAUCCAAAGUUCAUAUUUGUUUCUUACGUGCAUGCUAGCUGUUAGUCUGAGUGUGAGGCUGUACGGACCAUUUUGGAUUUAACUAACUAGCCCCCUUUUCAGUUACUUAGGGGUUGUUUAUUCCAUCUUGUAUUCAUACGGGGUAGGCUGAAAUCCUUAGGCAGGUUCAUGAGGCUUUGGAUGUGGAUUGGAGGCCCAGUUACCAGAGUUAGGGUGUAGAGUAGUUGAAAAUGUCACUUGGAUUAUCUGUGUGGAAGGAGAGCAAAGGGAGAAAGUGGAGAGAUUUGAAAGACAAUAGAAUCAAUCCUUCUUUGCCUAGAGUGGAGAAAAGAAAAUCUAGGUGCAAGGAAGAAUGGUGUAGUAGUCUGUGGAAGAGCAUUAGUGGGAAAAGGCCGUGAGAACUGGGCUACGAUUUUUGCGGCGAGGAAGCAGUGUGGGUAGGAUGAGGGGGGGUUUCUUAGACCAGGAGGAUGAAGGAGCAACAUGCAGUAAGAGGUCCAGUGUGAGAGGACAGGUGUUGAACUAGGGAUGCAGGAGAGCAGGGAUGUGGGUGGUGGUAGGUGGUUAGUUUGGGGCCAGGGGCCUGACCCGUAUCUCCCCGCUCCCCCCCAGGAGCGGUGGUGCCCCCCGGGCACAGGGCCAUGUACAACGGGAUCGGGCUGCCGACGCCCCGGGGCAGCGGCACCAACGGCUACGUCCAGCGCAACCUGUCCCUGGUGCGGGGCCGCCGGGGUGAGCGGCCUGACUACAAGGGAGAGGAGGAACUGCGGCGCCUGGAGGCUGCCCUGGUGAAGCGGCCUAAUCCUGACAUCCUGGACCACGAGCGCAAGCGGCGCGUGGAGCUGCGAUGCCUCGAGCUGGAGGAAAUGAUGGAAGAGCAGGGGUACGAGGAACAACAAAUUCAGGAAAAAGUGGCGACCUUUCGACUCAUGUUGCUGGAGAAGGAUGUGAACCCCGGGGGCAAGGAGGAGACCCCAGGGCAAAGGCCAGCGGUAACUGAGACUCACCAGUUGGCAGAAUUGAAUGAGAAGAAGAAUGAGCGACUUCGUGCUGCCUUUGGCAUCAGUGAUUCCUAUGUGGAUGGCAGCUCUUUUGAUCCUCAGCGUCGUGCUCGGGAGGCUAAACAAGCAGUCCCUGAGCCUCCUAAACCUUACAGCCUUGUGCGAGAGUCUAGCAGUUCUCGCUCACCCACUCCAAAGCAAAAGAAGAAGAAAAAGAAGAAAGACAGAGGACGCAGGUCAGAGAGCAGCUCUCCACGACGGGAGAGAAAGAAGAGCUCAAAGAAGAAGAAGCACAGAUCAGAAUCUGAAUCAAAGAAACGGAAGCAUAGGUCUCCCACUCCAAAGAGCAAACGUAAAUCUAAGGACAAGAAACGGAAGCGGUCUCGAAGUACAACACCAGCCCCCAAGAGUCGCCGGGCCCACCGGUCAACCUCUGCUGAUUCUGCUUCCUCUUCUGAUACUUCCCGUAGUCGGUCUCGAAGUGGUGCAGCUAAAACUCAUACAACUGCCUUGACUGGGCGAAGUCCUUCCCCUGCUUCAGGGCAUCGAGGGGAGGGAGAUGCACCUUCCAGUGAGCUGGGUACCACCAGUGUACAACGGCCUGGCAGCCCAGAGCCCUCCACGAAGCAGCCUGGUAGUCCUUUGGAAGACAAAGACAAGAAGGAGAAAUCUGCAACUCGAUCUAGCCCUUCUCCGGAAAGGAGCAGCACAGGCCCAGAACCACCUGCUCCCACUCCGCUCCUUGCUGAGCAACAUGGCAGCUCCCCACAACCUCUUGCAACAACCCCCUUGAGUCAGGAGCCAGUGAAUCCCCCAUCUGAGGCCUCCCCAACCCGGGGCCGUUCACCACCUAAGUCUCCUGAAAAACCUCCCCCAUCUUCCUCCGAGAGCUCUCCACCAUCCCCUCAACCUGCCAAAGUCUCUCGGCAUGCCAGCUCUUCCCCUGAAAGUCCUAAGCCUACACCAGCUCCUGGGGCCCGCCGAGAGCUUUCUUCCUCUCCUACAUCUAAGAAUCGCUCCCACGGCCGAGCAAAGAGGGAGAAGUCGCAUUCUCAUACCCCUUCCCGGAGAGCAGCGAGGUCCCGCAGCCCCGCUACUAAGAGGGGGCGAUCUCGGUCUCGAACCCCUACCAAGAGAGGUCAUUCUCGGUCCCGGUCCCCUCAGUGGCGGAGGUCCCGGUCUGCACAGAGGUGGGGAAGGUCAAGGAGUCCACAGCGGCGUGGCCGCUCUAGGUCUCCUCAGCGACCAGGCUGGUCUAGAAGCAGAAAUACCCAGAGAAGAGGCAGGUCGAGGUCAGCAAGGCGAGGCAGGUCCCACUCUAGAUCCCCAGCCACUAGAGGCAGAUCCCGUUCUAGAACGCCCGCCCGGCGGGGCAGGUCCCGUUCCAGAACACCCGCCAGGCGCCGGUCUAGAUCCAGAACACCUGCCAGGCGCCGGUCUAGAUCCAGAACACCCGCCCGGAGGGGCAGGUCUCGCUCUCGAACGCCUGCCAGGCGCAGAUCUAGAACCCGAUCUCCAGUGCGGCGGCGGUCUCGCAGUAGAUCGCCGGCAAGGAGAAGUGCCCGAUCACGCUCGAGAACCCCAGCCAGGCGUGCUCGCUCACGCUCGAGAACCCCAGCUAGACGCGGUGGGCGCUCACGAUCCAGGACCCCAGCUAGACGUGGUGGGCGCUCACGAUCCAGAACCCCAGCCAGGCGAGGGAGGUCUCGAUCUAGAACACCAGCAAGGCGAGGCAGGUCCCACAGUCGAAGUCUGGCUAGACGGGGGAGAUCCCACUCCAGAACACCGCAAAGGAGAGGCAGGUCUGGCUCAUCCUCGGAGAGGAAGAACAAAUCCAGAACAUCUCAGAGGAGUAGGUCCAACUCAAGCACAGAAGUGAAGAAGUCUCGCGUUUCCUCACGGCGGAGCAGAUCUGUUUCUUCACCCCGAUCCAAAGCAAAAUCUCGCCUGUCUGUGAGGCGAAGCCUUUCAGGGUCCUCUCUGUGUCCCAAGCAGAAGUCACAGACGCCACCCAGGCGCAGUCGCUCUGGAUCAUCGCAACCUAAAGAGAAAUCUGUGACCCCAACAAGGCAGAGUUGCUCUGGUUCUCCACCGCCGCCUAAACAGAAAUCUAAGACGCCAUCAAGACAAAGUCAUUCUAGUUUAUCUCCUCAGCCUCAGGUGAAGUCCGGAACACCACCCAGGCCAGGGUCUGUAACAAGUCCCCAGGCCAAUGAGCAGUCUGCAACACCACUGAGACGGAGCCAUUCAGAGUCAUCACCUGAUGCUGAGGUGAAAUCCGGGACUCCUUUGAGACCUAGCUGCUCUGGGUCUUCCCCUCAGAUAAAGGCUAGCACACCUCCAGGACGGAGCCCAUCCGGGUCAUCCUCUCCACAACCGAAAGUGAAGGCUGUAUUGACUGUAUCCUCCCCAAGACAGAGAAGCCGUUCUGGCUCCUCUUCUCCGAGUCCUAGUAGGGUGGCAUCUAGAACACCUCCAAGGCAAGGCCGAUCGGUGUCUCCUUGCUCCAAGGGGGAAUCUAAGUUGUUGCCAAGACACAGCCGUUCUAGGUCCUCAUCACCAGAUGCCAAAGCGAAACCUGGAACGCCGUCAAGACAAAGCCACUCAGGGUGUACUUCUCCAUAUCCCAAAGUAAAGCCCCAAACUCCACCAGGGCAAAGUCUUACUGGAUCAAAGUCACCAGGUCCCCAAGAGAAGUCUAAAGACACACCAGCACAGAGUUGCUCUGGGUCCUUUUCUCUUUGUCUAGGAGUAAAAUCUAGCACACCACCAGAAGAGAGUGAUUUUGACUCAACUCUGCAACAGAAAGGACAAUCUCAAAUUUCACCAGAGCUCAUAUCUGGUACGUCAAGUCCAGAAGUGAGGCAGACUCACUUAGAAUCACCAUCUCUGCUGAGCAAAUCACAAACGCCUCCUAAAGGUUGCCGAUCUAGGUCCUCAUCUCCAGUCAGUGAGCUGGCUCCCAGGUCUCCAGUAAGACACGAGAGAAGUGAAUUGUUAAGUCCUAGGCUGAAAGCAGGAAUGUCUCCUGAACAGAGCAGGCCUCAGUCUGACUCUUUCUUAUAUCCUGCAGUGGACUCUAAGCCUCUUUUGGGGCAGAAUAAUAGAUCAGAACCCUUUUUUGAAUCAAAAGAGAAAGUAGCCUUACCGUCUCAGGAGGAUGUUACUGCAUCAUCUCCUAGGCCAAGAGACAAAUUUAGUCCUCUGGUGCAAGACGGGUCCGAGGCUUCACCAGUACUUAAAGACACACCAAGGAGUGGCGGUGGAUCACCUUCAGAUACGAGAGACCAAAAGAGUAUAUUAACUAAGUCAAAUCAAGAUGAGGAAUUAAUGGAAGUGACAGAGAAAUCUGAGCAGCCUUCCAUCCAAGUCCUACCCCAUUUGUCUCCAGAACGUAAAGAAGUGGCUGGGAGUAAUUUUGGAUUGUCUCCUGAAGUAGAAGAAAAGCCUGCAUCUUUGGCCCUUGACCACAGCCAGUCACAGGCUGCUUUGGAAACAGUAGAAAUCCCUGCACUGGCCUCAUCUUGGGGUGGACCACAGUUUUCUCCAGAACAUAAAGAACCGUCUAACUCACCUGGCAGGGAAAAUAGCUUUGGAUCACCUUUAGAAUUUAGAAAUUCAGGCCCUGUUACAGAAAUGAAUGCUGGGUUUUCUCCUGAUGUUAAAGAAGAUUUGAGUGGACCUUUCCUUAAUCAGCUGGAGACAGACCCGUCUCUGGAUGUGAAAGAACAAUCAACAAGAUCCUCUAGACGUAGCAGUUCUGAGUUGUCCCCAGAUGCAGUGGACAAGGCAGGAAUGUCUUCAAACCAGAGUGUCUCUUCGCCUGUUCCUGAUGCUAUACCUCGGACACCCUCAAGAGAAAGAAGUAGCUCUGCAUCUUCUGAACCGAAAGAUGGCUUACCCAGAACUCCGUCAAGGAGAAGCAGGUCUGGGUCUUCUCCGGGGCUUAGAGAUAGGUCUGGGACUCCUUCAAGGCACAGCCUGUCUGGGUCCUCCCCUGGAAUGAAGGAUGCACCUGGAACACCAUCCAGGGGGAGGAGCGAAUGUGACUCCUCGCCAGAACCCAAGGCUUUGCCUCAAACUCCUAGAGCAAGGAGUCGUUCUCCCUCAUCCCCAGAGCUCAACAACAAGUGUCUUACCCCUCAGAGAGAAAGAAGUGGGUCAGAAUCAUCCGUCGAACAGAAAACUAUGGCCAGAACUCCCCUUGGACAGAGAAGUCGAUCAGGAUCUUCUCAAGAGCCUGACGGGAAACCCAGCACAUCCCCACAGGAAAGAAGUGAGUCCGAUUCUUCUCCGGACUCUAAAGCCAAGACAAGAGUCCCACUUAGGCAGAGGAGUCGUUCAGGAUCAUCUCCAGAGGUGGACGACAAAUCCCAGCCUUCUCGGCGCAGUAGGUCUGCUUCGUCCCCCGAAGUGAAAGAAAAGGCGAGAGUGGUGCCCAGGACACAGAGUGCUUCCGAUUCUUCUCCAGAACCCAAGACUCCUGCCCCUCGGGCUCUGCCCAGACGAAGCAGGUCCGCUUCCUCGAGCAAAGACAGAGGCCCUUCUCCUGAAGGCAGCAGCAGUUCGGAGUCCUCUCCAGAGCACCUGCCCAAAGCAAGAGCUACUCGAAGAGGCUCCAGGUCCUCACCAGAACCCAAGACCAAAUCUCGCACACCACCUCGACGGCGUGGUUCUCGAUCAUCACCCGAGAUGACCAGGAAGGCCAGACUCUCUCGUAGAAGCCGCUCUGCCUCAUCCUCACCAGAAACCCGCUCCAGAACCCCGAGACGCCGGAGAAGUCCCUCAGUGUCUUCGCCAGAGCCGGCUGAGAAGUCAAGGUCUUCACGCCGGCGGCGUUCAGCUUCAUCUCCACGCACCAAGACAACUUCAAGGAGAGGCCGCUCUCCUUCGCCAAAGCCUCGUGGACUCCAGAGGUCCCGUUCCCGCUCGAGGAGGGAGAAGACAAGAACAGCCCGCCGUCGAGACAGGUCUGGUUCUUCUCAGUCAACCUCGCGGAGAAGGCAGCGCAGCCGGUCAAGGUCUCGGGUUACUCGUCGUCGGAGGGGAGGCUCUGGUUACCACUCCAGGUCACCUGCCAGGCAGGAGAGUUCUCGAACCUCCUCCCGGCGUCGAAGAGGUCGUUCUCGGACACCCCCAACUAGCCGGAAGCGUUCUCGCUCACGCACGUCACCAGCCUUGUGGAAACGCUCCAGAUCUCGAGCCUCUCCAGCUGCUCACCGGCGAUCCAGGUCCAGAACACCCCUGAUCAGCCGGCGGAGGUCCAGAUCUCGGACCUCACCAGUUAGUCGGAGACGGUCGAGGUCCAGGACAUCCGUGACUCGGCGAAGAUCUCGGUCAAGAGCAUCUCCAGUGAGUCGAAGGCGAUCCCGGUCCAGAACACCACCAGUGACUCGCCGCCGUUCAAGGUCCAGGACACCGACAACACGCCGGCGCUCUCGGUCCAGAACUCCGCCGGUGACUCGCCGGAGAUCCAGAUCAAGGACUCCCCCGGUAACCCGGAGGCGGUCUCGGAGCAGAACCUCGCCUAUUACUCGCAGAAGAUCAAGAUCCAGAACCUCCCCUGUCACUCGCAGGAGGUCUCGGUCUCGCACAUCUCCAGUCACGCGGAGGAGGUCUCGCUCCCGAACCUCCCCCGUGACACGCCGCCGCUCGAGGUCUCGGACACCUCCAGCUAUCCGGCGCCGUUCUAGGUCUCGCACACCGCUGUUGCCUCGCAAGCGGUCCCGCAGUCGCUCACCACUUGCUAUCCGCCGCCGUUCUAGGUCCCGUACUCCACGAACAACUCGAGGCAAACGUUCCUUGACACGGUCUCCUCCAGCCAUUCGCAGGCGCUCGGCGUCUGGAAGCAGUUCAGAUCGUUCACGCUCUGCUACUCCUCCGGCAACGAGAAAUCACUCUGGUUCUCGGACACCUCCAGUAGCACUCAACAGCUCCAGAAUGAGCUGCUUCAGUCGUCCUAGCAUGUCGCCGACUCCUCUCGACCGCUGUCGGUCACCUGGAAUGCUUGAACCCCUCGGCAGCUCUAGAACACCCAUGUCUGUCCUGCAGCAGGCGGGUGGCUCCAUGAUGGACGGUCCAGGCCCGCGGAUACCUGAUCAUCCCAGAGCAUCUGUGCCAGAAAAUCAUGCCCAGUCUAGAAUUGCACUUGCCCUGACAGCCAUCAGUCUUGGCACUGCCCGACCUCCUCCGUCCAUGUCUGCUGCUGGCCUUGCUGCAAGAAUGUCCCAGGUUCCAGCUCCAGUGCCUCUCAUGAGUCUCAGAACGGCCCCAGCUGCCAACCUUGCGAGCAGGAUUCCUGCAGCCUCUGCAGCAGCCAUGAACCUGGCCAGUGCCAGGACACCUGCCAUUCCACCAGCAGUGAACCUGGCUGACUCACGAACACCAGCUGCCGCAGCAGCGAUGAACUUGGCCAGUCCCAGAACAGCGGUGGCACCAUCAGCUGUGAACCUUGCUGAUCCUCGCACCCCUGCAGCCUCAGCUGUGAACCUAGCAGGAGCCAGAACCCCUGCAGCCUUGGCAGCUUUGAGCCUCACAGGCUCUGGCACACCCCCAACUGCUGCAAAUUACCCCUCCAGCUCCAGAACACCCCAGGCUCCAGCCCCUGCAAAUCUGGUGGGUCCCCGGUCUGCACAUAGUGCGGCUCCUGUGAAUAUUGCCAGCACCAGGACCCCUGCAUCCUUGGCUCCUGGAGGUCUUACCAGUGCUAGGAUGGCUCCAGCAUUGUCCGGUGCAAACCUCACCAGUCCCAGGGUGCCUCUUUCUGCUUAUGAGCGAGUCAGUGGGCGAACCUCACCACAGCUCCUCGACCGAGCUAGGUCCAGAACACCACCAUCUGUCCCUAGCCAAUCUAGGAUGACCUCUGAGCGGGCCCCGUCCCCUGUCUCGAGAAUGGUCCAGACUUCCGCACAGUCUCUUCUCCCUCCAGCGCAGGAUAGGCCUAGGUCCCCUGUGCCAUCUGCUUUUUCAGACCAGUCUCGUUCCUUGAUGGCCCAGACCACCUCUGUAGCAGGCCCUCAGCCCCUUUCCUCUGGGGCAGUGGCAAAGACCAUGUCCUCCGCUGGUGACCACAAUGGCAUGCUCUCUGGCCCUGCCCAAGGGGUGUUGCACCCCGAGGGUGGGGAAUCACCUCCUGGGGCCCAGCAGUCUGCAUUGGCCGCCCUGCAGCCAGCAAAGGAGCGGCGGAGCUCCUCCUCCUCCUCCUCCUCCUCCAGCUCUUCCUCUUCCUCCUCCUCGUCCUCGUCGUCAUCGUCCUCUUCUGGCUCCAGUUCUAGCGACUCGGAGGGCUCUAGCCUUCCCCCUCAACCUGAGGUGGCACUAAAGAGGGUCCCCAGCCCCACCCCAGCCCCAAAGGAGGCUGUUCGAGAGGGACGUCCCCAGGAGCCAACCCCAGCCAAACGGAAGAGGCGUUCUAGCAGUUCCAGCUCCAGCUCCUCCUCGUCGUCGUCGUCCUCCUCCUCCUCCUCCUCCUCCUCCUCUUCCUCUUCCUCCUCCUCUUCUUCCUCUUCGUCCUCCUCCUCCUCGUCCUCCUCCUCCUCCCCUGCUAAGCCUGGCCCUCAGGCCUUGCCCAAACCUGCAAGCCCCAAGAAGCCACCCCCUGGCGAGCGGAGCCUCCUCCCUGUCUCCCUGCCUCCACGCCAUUCUCUUCCACACGUAGCCAGAGGGAUCUUUCUAAAACGCACAUCUGGUUACUUCCCUCCACUCCACAAAUCCUUCCGGGACGCCCUGUGGCCUGCAGGACAAAGCCCCACCUCUGCAGGAAUGGCGUGUGAGGCUCUUCACCAGCUGGCCUUGCCCGCCCUGUGUGCUCCUCCUGCCCGCCCCCACACAUGCCCUGUGCUCCAGCAUACUCAGCGCCUUGCAGUCUAAGGAGAGCCCCAUACCUUUGGACAUGCUGUUCCUUCUGCCUGGAAUUCCUUGUCCGCCUGGUGAACUCCUCGUUCUGCAAGACUCCGCUCAAACAGCACCUCCGAGAAGACUGCCCUGCCCCUGCCCCGCCCCACCCCUGGGCCCCUCCCCUGGGCUCCCAGAUGUGUGUACAUCCACUACCCUGGGCCUGCUUCCUACACAGGGGGCCAUGUGUGCCUGACCUGUUGGCCUCCGUCCACCACCAGACUGAGUUCCUCCAAGUGCAGGGACUGUCUUUAUCUUUGCAUCCCCCGCUGCCCCCUGUGGCCUGCCCACUGGGGACACUCGGUGGAUGGUGUGCGGGCGGAUGGGUGAGUGCGGACAAAGGUGGGUCUGAGGCUGGCCCCGUGUGGUGUGAGGUUUGGUGGUCAGGACCUGGGUGGGUGGUCCUGAGUGCUGGCUGGUGGGUUUGGAAGAGAGUGGUGCUAUAGAGGUCUCUGCUUCUCAGGUCUCGCAGCCCCCGGAAGCCAAUAGACUCUCUUCGGGACUCCCGGUCCCUGAGCUAUUCACCUGUGGAGCGUCACUGUCCCUCACCCCAGCCC
Molecule: messenger RNA, 11018 nt
Organism: Lepus europaeus (European hare)
Lineage: Eukaryota; Metazoa; Chordata; Mammalia; Lagomorpha; Leporidae
Gene: SRRM2
Product: serine/arginine repetitive matrix 2
Exons: 12
Coding region: 2209-10437 (2742 amino acids)
Molecular function (GO): protein binding; mRNA binding
Source: RefSeq, a predicted model, not a curated record